UAUCUUGCUGACUCAAGCUGACGAAGGAUGCACCACAGUGUAAACUUUCGAGGACACUGUUGUUGUCUUCAAUUCAUGGUUUGCACCGUUCAAAGAUUAGGUUAUAGCCAUUGUAGUCCAUGUGGAUCAGUUGGAAAGACAAGUAGAGCAGUUGGACAGAGAAUUAAAAACCUAAUUUGAAUCCUACUUCGGUGGGUCUGCCCCGCAGCUACGAGCAGCCCAACGCCUUGCAGUGGAUUAAAAGAUUGCCGCAAUCCUCUGGUGUACGGAGAGGCUGUGGAGGUGUGGGAGAAGAAGUCGAAAGUGUUCACCUUCAGUGCAGUGAGCGGUAGGCGAAGCAGGUUGAAUCUUUGAAGAACGAGAUCUACAAUCUGGUGGGCUUGUACAGUGUGUUCCAAGGUGUGGUGUUCACGGCUGUGGCUCAGGAGAAUGAUCGCUUCACGAGCCGCAAGAGUUUUACAUCCCAAUUGUACUAUCGUUGCUCGAUCGUUUCGUCAGUUUCAUUGGUGUUUCGAGAAAGCAUCAGAAGAUUCAGUAUUUUGAGAUUAAACUUGAGGAAGAUCAAGGCUAGAAACAGAGCGUCGAGGAAGUCUUCGUCGAUCGAAAUCCGAGAACAUCGGAUUUGCGGAGCUGCAAAAGGCAAGAAAAAGGGUACCGCCUAACGGAACUCCCCGGGCAUCUACUUUGGCGCUGUGGCUUUGUUUGUAUUCGCAUUAUUUCUCCCCUGUUCAUUUUAUUGGAUGUUGUGCUCACACUAACUCAUCACGACCGGCUCGACAUCCACAUCGAAGAGUCGAGCAAAUUCUCUGAAGCUGAAGUUCGAUAGAUACUGACAUGGAACUGAAGAUGGAUGUGUUCAACGGAACCGAAUUUGAGUUAGAACUGAAGGAGGAAAGGCCUCAUGUAGAGCAGCCGAAAGCAAGGAUUAAACCGAACGAAAAGUACUGUAUGAGGCGAGAUACAUCUGAUACCUAUAGUGAGUACUUGGUGCUUCACAAUCCGACGGGUACAAUAAAAGUGACACCUGAUGAUAUGGCUGAAUACAUGAGUGUAACAGUUAAAUGCAGAAUACCGGAGAAAGAUUCCACUGCCCAACCACAACUUUAUUGGGAAGGAGUUCGAAGAGACGCAAAGCACACAACAUCCUCAUCAAAUAUUUUUGCACGGGUGCUAAAAUUCAUUUCUCGCCAAAAUCGCCACCCAGAUCCGAGAACAGAGGGUACCGCGGUGGGUAAUGGUGAACCCAUCAGUGUUACCACUGAUCCAGUGCCGUCAGGAGGUACGGGUGUGAAGUAGAGAUUUGUGUCAGGCACAAGACCAUGAAGUACUUGGGUUGUUACGACCAUCUACCGUUGUUCCUAAAGAAGAAUAGACCCUUAUUCCAGAUUUGCAUAGUCAGUAUGAUACGAUUGUUGAUUGUUUAUAACAGCUACCAUUCUCAGAAGUGGCUAUUCAGCAUUACAUAUCCGGGAAGUUCGUCGAUGGGAAAAUUGGACGUCGCCUCGGCUGUGCGUAUGGAUUGAUGAUAUUGUGAUUUGUCGUGUCGUGUGAACUUCUGACACCUUUGUGCAAGA
Messenger RNA from Physcomitrium patens, 1574 nucleotides. Lineage: Eukaryota; Viridiplantae; Streptophyta; Bryopsida; Funariales; Funariaceae. The record is from RefSeq and is a predicted model, not a curated record.